AUGACUUCUCUAUCUAAUGUCGGUUUUGAUACUGCUGGAAGUCCGAUCAACGGCGAACGGAUUGCACACCAGGCCUGUCAUAUGACCUCUGACCGCAUACCCUAUUCGACACAAAUGACUGUAUCACCUCCCUUUACUUCUGUUAGGUCUGCCUUCCAUUGCCAACAGGCAAUGGAGGCAGCAAGCAUCUUGUCGCCUGAACAAGACACUCACGUGCCGACUUCACCGCGUCCCCUCAUCAAUGGACUAGUCUCACGUCCCCUCCGACACAUCAUUCCUGCCUCAACUUCCCAUUUGGCGCUCAAGCCUAUGGCCUUCGCCUACUGCCCCAGUCUGUCCCAGCCCGCGGAGCUACCUCCAAGCACAGAAGGCACUCGGCUGGAGCAACUCGAAGUACCCGGUCAGUCGUCCUUGAGUCAGCUGUCUGUUCCUCCUCCUCCCUUGCGAAAGGGAUCCCGUCUA
Messenger RNA from Protopolystoma xenopodis, 462 nucleotides. The record is from the annotation of a GenBank genome assembly. Lineage: Eukaryota; Metazoa; Platyhelminthes; Monogenea; Polystomatidea; Polystomatidae.